CGCAGCUGCCUGGUUUUUUGAGGUUUUAUUUCCCGACGAUGCGGCCUGGGCAGCUCUUUCUUAAUCAUCUUCAAUGUUCCUGAGAACCGGCCAGAGGAGAACCAGCCAACCAUAUCUGGCAUCAGUGCAACUAAUGGACUGCCGUUCACUUCCGAGGUGGUCUCUCCAAUGAUUCUAGGUCGAACAUGGACUGUUCGAGAAACCCUUGACGAUGGUCGUUCAUCAGGAGCUUGCAACCCGCACAAAAACCGUCUGCUCAUUCUUCGCCAUCCAGGGUACCCGCAACACACAGACACGUGGAGACCCUGGUUUCCCUUUUGUGGCCGAGGAAACUGCCGAAUAUUCGUUCUGUAUGAUACUCACAGCACUUUCGGGCGACGGCCACUGGUCCGCGGAAAAGCCUUUCGCAUACCUGUUGCAGAUAGAUGACGUGAAGAUAUUGCUUGACUGCGGGUCUCCAGAAUGGUGCACGGAAAAUGGCCAAGCAGAUUGGACAUCGUAUACCUCGGCGCUUAAAGCCAUUGCGCCAUCAGUUGAUCUUGUCCUGUUCUCACACGGGGAUCUGAGCCACAUCGGCCUUUACGCGUAUGCCCAUUCCAGGUGGGGGUUACAUGCCCCUGCGUAUGCCUCAUUACCCGUCCAGGCCCUUGGGAAACUUGCCGUUUCCGAAGAGGCGGAAGGCAUACGGUCUGAGCAAGACGUGGAGCAGCAAGAAAUGCCCGCUGGAAACCAACCGGACGGAGAAGCACCUGAUAAUGAACACGCGUCUACCGCCAGUAGCAAGCCCUUGAUUCCUACACUCAAAGAGAUAUCCAUAGCCUUUGAUUCUCUCAUCACCUUGAGAUACUCUCAACUUGCUCAUCUCUCUGGCAAAUGUCAAGGAUUAACCAUUACGCCAUACGCCGCUGGCCAUACACUCGGUGGCACAAUAUGGAAAAUUCGAUCGGCAUCUUCAGGCACUAUCAUGUAUGCUGUGCAUUUAAACCAUAUGAGCGAGCGGCAUUUGGAUGGCACGGUGCUUAUCAAAGGGGGCGUCAGCGGAAGUUCAGUCUUCGAGCCCCUUGCUCGGCCAGAUCUCCUAAUCACCGAUGCCUCACGCACUCUUCUGACGGUUCCACGACGGAAAGAUCGCGAUGCUGCUCUGCUAGAAACCAUCACUACUGCAUUGGAAAAUUCCCAUUCGGUCUUCCUCCCCUGCGACUCUUCAACUCGCUUACUGGAGCUUCUUGUUUUACUAGACCAACAUUGGACAUUUGCCCAUCUGCGAGUGCCGAUGUGUCUCAUUAGUCGAACUGGGAAAGAGAUGUUAAGCGUCAUCCGAACUAUGGUUGAUUGGAUGGGUGGAGCUAUUGCAAGAGAAGACGUCAGUGUGCCGGUCAGUCGGUCCGGUCAAAGAAGACGAAACGACUACGAGGACGAUCUCGUUAAUCCUGCACUCCGUUUACGUUAUCUCGAAUGUUUCUCCUCUCCAGACGCGGUAACCCGGAAGUAUCCAUCGAAUAUGCCGAAACUCAUUCUCGCUGUCCCACUAAACCUUUCGCAUGGGCCUUCUCGACAGUUUUUCACUGAACUUGCCUCUGUUACCGGAAACCUUCUGGUUCUAACGUCCCGUGGUGAUCCGGGCACACUGACUCGCUUGCUGUACGACCAGUGGCAUGCCGCUCAGAAAAACGAUCACACUCUAAAAGUUGGGGAACCGAUUGAUGGGACUGGCGAAGUUUUAAAUGUAGUGUUGCGCUUGAAGGUGCCAUUGCAGGGCGCUGAGUUGGAGGCAUACGUCGCUGAAAAACGUGCUAUCAAAGAACGGGAAGCCCUCCAGCAAGCGACCUCAGCACGCACCCAGCGACUGCUUGAAGCUGAUGAAGGUGAAGAAAGUAGUGACGAGGAAGACAGUGAUGGCGGUUCCGAGGCAGGAGGUGGUACUAAUGAUGCUCAUGAUGGGGAUGUCACUAUGGAUGGAACCCGCUCGAGAUCGGGCAAUGCGGGCGGAGAUGCUCAGGGUGGACUUGACUGGUCCCUUCUAGAUGCUGACGACACUCAGUCUCGGGCCCAACAACUCUCGUUCGAUAUUUAUUUGAAGGGGAAUGUCUCUCGUGCAACGUCGUUCUUCCGAAGCACUGUCGCUGGUGUAUCGUCUACUCAGCAGGCGGGUCUGACGAGAUUUCGUAUGUUUCCUGUUGUGGAGAGGAAAAAACGAAUCGACGCGUAUGGUGAAACGCUUGACGUUGGAAUGUGGAUGAGGAAAGGAAGGGCGCUCGAGGAAGAUAGCCGCACCGUUGAGACGGAGGAAAUGGACGUGGUAGAAGCACAAGAUGAGGCGGCGGAAGAAGUGCCAUCGAAAUUCGUCGCGGAGAACGUGCCUGUUCGACUAGCGUGCCAGAUCUUCUUCGUGGAUAUGGAAGGACUCAAUGAUGGCCGCGCAGUCAAGACUAUCGUACCCCAAGUAAAUCCCCGGAAGAUGAUAGUUGUCGGAGCAUCAUCCGAAGCAACGGAGGCCUUGAUUCACAGUUGUGGCUCAAUCAGAGCGAUGACGAAGGAGAUCUUUGCGCCAGCUGCUGGGGAACGCCUGACGAUAGGUCAACAGACGAAUACAUUCACUGUCUCACUAUCUGAUCAACUUUUGGAUUCAAUAAUGAUGUCGAAUUUCGAGGACAAUCAAGUAGGCUUUGUGCAUGGAAGGAUAACGAUGAGCGCAGACUCCUCUAUCCCCAUCCUCGAACCAGUCGUGAAUGCGUCCUCAGCCUCCGCUCAAUGGAACAGGGUUCCUGGGUGCAUUCCUCAACUUCCCAGGUCUACUCUUGCCCCACGUGCUAGUUGUUCUCUAGCACCUUCCACUAUUAUCGGCGACCUGAAAUUGACGGCGUUAAAAAACCGUCUCGGAGCAGUCGGCAUCAGUGUCGAAUUCGCUGGUGAGGGUGUUCUUGUAUGUGCUUCCCCUAGUGGAAGCGAUUAUGUCACAGUGAAAAAGGUGGGAAAAGGACAAGUCAUCCUUGAGGGAUCUCCAUCCGAGCUAUAUUACUCCGUGAGGGAUGAGGUGUACGAGCUACACGCAAUGCUUGAGACUUGA
Molecule: messenger RNA, 3067 nt
Organism: Cantharellus anzutake
Lineage: Eukaryota; Fungi; Basidiomycota; Agaricomycetes; Cantharellales; Hydnaceae
Product: beta-lactamase-like protein
Exons: 11
Coding region: 212-3067 (951 amino acids)
Biological process (GO): mRNA 3'-end processing by stem-loop binding and cleavage
Cellular component (GO): mRNA cleavage and polyadenylation specificity factor complex
Molecular function (GO): RNA binding
Source: RefSeq, a predicted model, not a curated record